CCAAGUUUGUGUUUUUUUUUUCUCGACUUGAACAAAAACUCAUUCGCUUAGUAAACGACAAGCGUGCCAAACAAAUAUAGAGAGCGAGCUAGUAAAUAAAACAAAAGCAUAAAAUAUAAAAUUUGUUAACAAAAAAAAAAAAGCGAUAGAGACGCAGCCAUGUCGUUGUUUGACAAUCCUGAGCAGCUGCGACAGCUGCAGAAUUUGUUGUAUCCCAGCCGCAGGCGUCGCGGUGGCGUCGACGCUGGCAGCAGCAGCAGUGAGGAUGAGGGCGAAUCCUUGGUGGUUCAGCAUAAGCAGACACCGGGCAGCAUUGGACCGCAAGACAAGCAGAAGAAGAAGCAGAAGGUAAAUCUGCUGGCCACGCCGCUGCAGCAAGAAGCAGCAGCGAAGCCGCCGCCAACGCUGGAGGAAUGGCAUGAGCAGCAGCAGCGCGAGGAUGCGGACGCUUUGGACCAGCGCAAGUGUCCCGAAUAUACAAUGACCUAUCGCCAGGCUGUGGGCACUGAGGAUGUUUUCUUGCAGAUGGGUCAACGCACGGGCGCGUCGUCCAGCUGUGAGGAUCUGGUGCUGGAGAUAUGUUUGCCCGAUGAGCAAAUGUCGGCGGACAAGAUGAAUCUGACGCUCAAUGAGCGAGACUUGGAUUUGGGCACAGCUUUGUAUAGACUUAAGAUGCCGCUGCCACAUCCAGUGGAUGUGGAUCGCUGUGAGGCGAAAUACGACAGCGAAUUGAGAAAAUUGCGCUUGACGUUGAGACUGCGUCGCGAAUUGGAUUAUGUGAAUUUUUAAAGUUCAGUUUUAAUAUUAAUAAUUAUAACAAAUUUGGCAAGCAGUAAAUAAUAAAUUCGCAGUGUAAGCUUAACGACUUCAUUGCG
This is a messenger RNA of Drosophila busckii, 875 nucleotides long. It is a transcript of the gene Dnaaf6, whose product is annotated as protein PIH1D3. Gene Ontology annotation, cellular component: cytoplasm. The transcript has 3 exons. NCBI's taxonomy places the organism in Eukaryota, Metazoa, Arthropoda, Insecta, Diptera, Drosophilidae. Gene Ontology annotation, biological process: axonemal dynein complex assembly. The record is from RefSeq and is a predicted model, not a curated record. Bases 160 to 789 code for a protein of 209 amino acids. Gene Ontology annotation, molecular function: dynein intermediate chain binding; protein-folding chaperone binding.